Molecule: messenger RNA, 1414 nt
Organism: Anopheles darlingi
Lineage: Eukaryota; Metazoa; Arthropoda; Insecta; Diptera; Culicidae
Product: melanization protease 1-like
Exons: 3
Coding region: 26-1396 (456 amino acids)
Biological process (GO): proteolysis
Molecular function (GO): serine-type endopeptidase activity
Source: RefSeq, a predicted model, not a curated record
CGUUCUGUUCACCACAUCCCUCAGCAUGGCGCAUACGAUCGCGUACGGUAGAGUCGAGAUGAGUUUCGUGCGUAAAACUGCAGUGCUAUUUGUUCUUGCCGUAUUUUGUUUCGAUAAUUCGGUUGGAAUGCAGGGAACGUGUACUACACCAGAAGAGCGCUGUGUACCGCUUAAGUAUUGCUCAAUUUACGGUACCCAAUCAAAUUCACUAGGAUUAAGCUCACGGCGCUCGAUUAGGAAUGAGCCCGAAAACAGAACACUUUGCACACCGGAACUGGCGAUCAACGAUGGUGAGCAUGUCUGUUGUUCAACGCGGCAUAUCAAGUGCAGGUUAAAUGGUAAGCUGGGGGUUUGUACGCCCCAACCCUUUUGCCCAACGUUGAAUUUGACAACGGAGAAGGAGUUAAUGAAAAAAGCCGGAAUCAAUCAUUGCUACCAAUACAAUACGCAGAAUUACUUCUGCUGCACCGAUCAUAACUGUGUGUAUGUUCCUGGAAGUUGUAAUGACCCGAAGGCAAACACAACUCGCUCUCCAUCAAUUUUCCCAAAGUGUGAAAAACAUGGUGGCCGCAAAAAGGGAUAUUUCAUACCGAAAGAGAUGUGUGACGGUAGUCGUCUAGCCGCUAAACAGAAGCAAUGCUGUGUGCCACCGGGAGAAGAUCGACCUAUUGGACACCCCAAGGCCGGUAAGCUGGCGCGGAUGCGUUGCGGUAAAAGUGGAUUGCCCAAAGUUGCAAACGGAGAGUAUGCAGUGCGUGGUGAAUUCCCAUGGAUGGUGGCAUUGGUUUAUGGCAAACAGGGUGUACAAUGUGGUGGCACGCUGAUUCAUCCCUCCUACGUUCUGACAGCGGGACACUGCGUCACCCCAACGUUAACACGGGCCCGUCUCGGUACAACGAACAUGAUCGAUCGCGCAACUAAUAAUUCUACGGUGCAGGAGAUAACGAUCGGUACGAGAAAUCGUCAUCCGACUAAAGACAUUGCUGUGUUACAACUAGUACGUAAAGCCACGAUUGUGAAUGGGGUUGUGGCACCGAUAUGCCUACCGGUCACCGCAAAGGAGCUCAUGUACAUCCCCAAGACCAUGGAAAUUGCCGGAUGGGGAAUGACGGAAAACGACGUUCUCUCGGCGGUACUGCUAAAGGCAGAGAUUUCCGUUGAGCUCAAUAAAAAGUAUUGUGUCAAGGAUGAUCAGGUAUGCACGACGAAGGAUGUCACCAGCAUGCACUGCAGAGGGGAUUCCGGUGGACCGUACCAGGCUGCGUUUAAUGCAACCUAUGUUCAGUACGCAGUCAUUUCCAUUGGAAGAAAAACAUGUUCGGAUGAAAAUGUUCCAGGCCGAGGUAUAAUGAUAGCAUAUCACAUUAAGUGGAUUCUGGAUCAAAUGGAUAUAUAAGCCUUGUAAAUAUGUGUA